This is a messenger RNA of Fulmarus glacialis (Northern fulmar), 1719 nucleotides long. Its product is annotated as E3 ubiquitin-protein ligase HECW2. Lineage: Eukaryota; Metazoa; Chordata; Aves; Procellariiformes; Procellariidae. Gene Ontology annotation, molecular function: ubiquitin-protein transferase activity. Gene Ontology annotation, biological process: regulation of dendrite morphogenesis. The record is from RefSeq and is a predicted model, not a curated record. The transcript is spliced from 15 exons. The annotation marks the transcript as partial.
GCUUUCUUUGUUGACCACAAUUCCCGCACUACCACGUUCAUUGACCCCCGGCUUCCCUUGCAGAGUAGCAGGCCCACUAGUGCGUUAGUCCAUCGGCAGCACUUAACUAGACAACGCAGCCACAGCGCUGGUGAGGUCGGAGAGGACUCCCGUCAUUCAGGACCACCAGUUUUGCCAAGGCCAUCGAGCACGUUUAAUACAGUCAGCAGAGCUCAGUACCAGGAUGUGGUUCCAGUGGCUUACAAUGACAAGAUUGUUGCGUUUUUGCGGCAGCCCAAUAUCUUUGAAAUUCUACAAGAGCGUCAACCAGAUCUUACCAGGAAUCAUUCACUCAGGGAGAAGAUCCAGUUCAUCCGGACGGAGGGAACACCUGGGUUGGUGCGUUUAUCCAGUGAUGCAGACCUUGUCAUGUUACUCAGCUUGUUUGAGGAAGAGAUAAUGUCAUAUGUGCCGCCACAUGCCUUACUUCAUCCUAGUUAUUGCCAGUCCCCGAGAGGCUCACCGGUGUCUUCACCUCAGAACUCUCCAGGUACUCAGCGUGCCAAUGCCCGAGCUCCAGCUCCUUACAAAAGAGAUUUUGAAGCCAAGCUGAGGAACUUUUACAGGAAGUUGGAGACUAAAGGAUAUGGACAAGGCCCAGGGAAGUUGAAAUUAAUCAUCAGGAGAGAUCACUUGCUAGAAGAUGCCUUUAACCAGAUCAUGGGCUACUCAAGAAAAGACCUGCAGAGAAAUAAACUCUAUGUCACGUUUGUUGGGGAAGAAGGGUUGGACUACAGUGGACCUUCAAGAGAGUUUUUUUUCCUGGUGUCUAGAGAGCUCUUCAAUCCAUAUUAUGGUUUGUUUGAAUAUUCAGCCAAUGAUACCUAUACAGUACAAAUAAGUCCCAUGUCUGCUUUUGUAGACAAUCACCAUGAGUGGUUCAGGUUUAGUGGUCGAAUUCUUGGUCUUGCUCUGAUACAUCAGUAUUUGCUAGAUGCCUUUUUUACACGACCCUUUUAUAAAGCCCUCCUCCGAAUACUCUGUGACCUGAGUGACCUGGAAUACCUCGACGAGGAGUUUCACCAGAGUUUGCAGUGGAUGAAAGACAAUGAUAUACAUGAUAUCCUAGAUCUCACAUUUACUGUAAAUGAAGAAGUUUUUGGGCAGAUCACAGAACGGGAAUUAAAGCCAGGAGGUGCCAACAUCCCAGUCACUGAAAAGAACAAGAAAGAAUAUAUAGAAAGAAUGGUGAAAUGGAGAAUUGAGAGAGGAGUUGUACAACAGACAGAAAGUCUAGUUCGUGGUUUCUAUGAGGUGGUUGAUGCGAGGCUCGUGUCUGUGUUUGACGCCAGAGAACUGGAACUGGUUAUAGCUGGAACAGCAGAAAUUGACUUGAGCGAUUGGAGAAAUAAUACGGAGUAUAGAGGAGGUUAUCAUGACAAUCACAUUGUAAUUCGGUGGUUCUGGGCUGCUGUGGAAAGAUUCAACAAUGAACAACGACUAAGACUUUUACAGUUUGUUACAGGAACGUCCAGCAUACCUUAUGAAGGAUUUGCCUCUCUACGGGGGAGCAAUGGUCCAAGAAGGUUCUGUGUAGAGAAGUGGGGGAAGAUCACUGCUCUUCCAAGGGCUCACACUUGUUUCAAUCGUCUGGACCUUCCCCCUUAUCCAUCGUUCUCUAUGUUAUAUGAAAAACUGUUGACAGCAGUUGAAGAGACAAGUACUUUUGGACUUGAGUGA